Dentiscutata erythropus is the source of this 477-nucleotide messenger RNA. NCBI's taxonomy places the organism in Eukaryota, Fungi, Glomeromycota, Glomeromycetes, Diversisporales, Gigasporaceae. The record is from the annotation of a GenBank genome assembly.
AUGAUUGGUUGUGUGGAUCUGGAAAAACAACAGUUGGAAAAUAUUUGGCUAAAAAACUUGGAUAUACAUUUAUUGAUAGUGCUUCAUAGUGAAUUAUAUCUAAAAAAUGGACAAAAAGCAGUAUCUAUUGCACAAAAUAAUAGAAUUAGAAAAAUAAUAAAUGAAAUUAUUCAAGAAAUUACAAGAAAAAAGAGAUUUGUUGUAGUUGGACAUGAUGUAACAACAAAUAUUCUUCCAAAUGCUGAUAUAAAAAUUGUCCUUACAGCUAAUCUAAUUACACAUAUUAAUAGAAGAUGUGAUGAAACUAAAAGCACAGCUACUAAAAUUACUCGCGAUAUUUUAUUUAGAGAUGAAAAAUCAUACAAAUUUAUUGAAGAUGCAAUUAAAGUUUUAACAUCUAUCGACACUACAUAUUUAUCAAUUAACCAAAGGGAAAGGAGAUCAAUAGCAAUGUGGAAGGUGGAUAUCGCUGGCUGA